AUGUCUUCGACACUGAUCUUUGCCCGAAACAACAACAAUAACGCCGAGCAGAAAACCAGCUUGCUUCAUGACUCUGACAAUUUUGACACCGACCCAUACGACCCAGACUGUUAUUCGGAUGAGGAUGUUUUUGUCGACGAGACCGCCGGUGACAAUGCGUCGGCCACGAAACCCCUGAUGCAUCCAAGAGAUCGAUCCAUAGUGAAAACACGGCGGCCGUCAUAUCGUUGCCAAUAUUUGGUUCGUACUAUUUGUUUAAUUAUCUGCUUCUGUUCCCUUGGUGCACUUAUAGCUUCACUUAUACACACGAUUGCCUACAUGAACGAACCGGCUCCAAAGACAGUCAAGGGACACCAUUGUGGCCAGGUGCAGGCACAGGCGUCAACAAAACCGCACCGACCUCGUUCAGAUUUGAUCGGAUGUUCUAAGAUGUCCGUCGAAGAUGUUUGGGUGGUAGGUGUGCCGAAACUGACCACAGAAUCGUCAAUACGAUUGGUGGACGUAAACCAAGAUGGAGAACUUGACGUCAUACUGGGAUUCGGAACAGGUAAUCUGGAUUGUUUUAAAAAUUGUUUUCUUUUUUCGCUAAUCUUUGCUUUUAUUUAA
Acanthosepion pharaonis is the source of this 606-nucleotide messenger RNA. NCBI's taxonomy places the organism in Eukaryota, Metazoa, Mollusca, Cephalopoda, Sepiida, Sepiidae. The record is from the annotation of a GenBank genome assembly.